Messenger RNA from Anarrhichthys ocellatus (wolf-eel), 1746 nucleotides. RefSeq names its product leucine rich repeat containing 51 (gene lrrc51). Bases 348 to 932 code for a protein of 194 amino acids. The record is from RefSeq and is a predicted model, not a curated record. Gene Ontology annotation, molecular function: protein binding. Lineage: Eukaryota; Metazoa; Chordata; Actinopteri; Perciformes; Anarhichadidae. The transcript has 4 exons.
UUCCUUGGAAACGCGUUGUUGUCUCUUCGACAGGCAAACGUCUAUCUAGCCACGUCGACACACGGGUUUAUAAAUAACUUAAGAUAAAGAGCGUGUUGGUUUUAUAAUAUCCCGUAGUUUAUUGGUAUGUUUAUGAUAUUUGUGAUAUGUCAACAAUUGAGGUAGGUCAGCUACAGAAAAUCAGGUCGAAAUAGGCAAUUUAUAGCUGUGUAGUGUUUUUUGCAAAUCCAUAAUAUAGUUAAUAGUGUCAGCGAAUUCAUUAUAAUCAAGCUUUUUGUGUUGUUGUUUUUUAGAACAGUUUGAAUAAAUGAAUGGUGUUUGAUGAUCACUGUUGACUCUAAUUCACCAUGACGUCACAUGUCCUCACACAGGUGAGUGGAUCUAUUACACGUGGGAAUAUGUACGGAGCUCCAGUGGAUUUAUCCUUCAAACACGUCAGCAGGUUGUCAGAUGCAUGGACAGAGGAACCCAGCAGCAGUCUGCGGCCUUUAAAGAGAAAUUCAAAGAAGAAGUACCGAAGCUGCUCCCUUCGUCUCAACAACAACAACAUCACUGAUCUUCAUGACCUCCAGAGGACUGUUAACCACUUCCUGGCUGAGCCGGCACAGCUCGCCUGGCUGGACCUUUCCUUCAACAGUAUAUCACACAUAGAUCAAGUUUUGUGCGAGCUGCAUGAACUGCGUGUGUUGUAUCUCCACGGCAAUGGCAUUUUUAUUCUGUCAGAGGUGGACAGGCUGGGAGUGCUGCCGCAUCUACAUACCAUCACUCUGCAUGGAAAUAUGAUAGAAACCAACAAGGCUUACAGGAAUCGUGUGAUCUCUGCUCUGCCUCAAUUAAAGACGAUGGACUUCAGUGCUGUGACACGCCAGGAGCGAGUCAUGGCAAAGAUUUGGCAUCAGAGCAACAGACGCAGCAAGGAGACUCUCCAGUGACCGCUGACUCGCCUCCAUCGUGGUGUGUUGAAACCAGCUUCACCCAAAUGUCCUGUGGUCCACAUCUACUGCUGGAAAACCUCAUAUAUUGUUUCUCUGUAUAUCUGUGGUGAAACCAGCACUGUAUUGAAUGUUUUAUCCAUUUUUAUUUGCUGAAAUUAAGUUUAUUAUUGGAUAGUCCAAAGAGAAGUCAUCAACACUGUAUCACUUGAUAUUAAAGUGAUGAGGAAAAUGAACCAUCCGAACCAUCCUGAGAUACUGGCUCUAACAUUCUAUAGAUGCCUGGAAGAUAUUGUUGCAAACAUGGGUGUGGGUUCUGGAAUAUCUUAAUAUUGUUAUGGAUUAUUCUUUUAUAACAAAGUGGCAUACCAGUUAACAUUAAUGACUUUCUCCGUUUCAUUACUGAUCCAGUGGAUGUAAGAUUUAAUAAGACAUGUGUUUAUGUUGAAAAUCUUUAAUGAAUUAAUUAAACCAAAAAAAACAAACCAAAAUCCUUGAAACUUUUUGCUACGAGCCUAAGAUAUUACAAACAUAUUUCAGGAAGUAUAACAUAUUUGAGUAACAAACAAAAACAGAGAAAAAUGCCAAGAACCCAUUGCAAAAAGCUCCAAUCAAUUGCUUGGUUGAAAUAAUGACGGCACUGCGGAUUAUCCCUUUAGAGACUGCAGAGCGGCUCACCCUGCUCCCUGCACACGCAUGUUCACGUGCUCUCCACCGAAGAGCAAAUAAACAUUUAAAAACACAAAUAAAUAAUCACAAAAAAGGGUCUCGGGAUCAUUUUAUCUGCCGUGGUACAUAGAUCGUUAGCGCUCCC